Bactrocera dorsalis (oriental fruit fly) is the source of this 1780-nucleotide messenger RNA. Its product is annotated as protein rolling stone-like. The coding region runs from base 927 to 1727 and encodes 266 amino acids. The record is from RefSeq and is a predicted model, not a curated record. The transcript is spliced from 5 exons. NCBI's taxonomy places the organism in Eukaryota, Metazoa, Arthropoda, Insecta, Diptera, Tephritidae. Gene Ontology annotation, cellular component: membrane.
UUUUUCGAUCAUGAACCUUUUUAUUUCGCAUGAACAGUUGUUUACAUUAUAAUUAUUUGAACUAUACUUGGAAAUAAUAUAAGAACCUUGUUUAUACUUGCUUAAUAAAUCACUAAAAAACUACCAGUUAUUGACAGGUUUUUAGAUAAAAAAAAAUAGCCGCGCGAUUGUUACGAUGAUACGACAGAAACCAACAAAGUACAAAAAUAGAUUGGUUGGCAUGAACUAGAGGAGAUUAGAAAUUUAAAAAAUGUGAGGAACUCAUACAAUGCAGCAACGGAACAGCUCUUGUUUUUUAUACUCAUAUAACAAUAAAGACUUUCCUUAGCUACGAAGUAAAUUAGUCUAGUCUGAUAUACUUUAUACCUAAAAUACAACAUUUACUCAAUGAGCGCAAAAAUAUAUGUUUUAUCGCUUUUUUAAACAAGCAGAGAGAACGAAUGUUUACACCAAAACGCUACACACUGGAGUGGCCUUAAAGAUAAAGCAUGACAGCGUGCAAAAUAUGACUUAUGCACAUUUUUUAUGAGAAGCCUUAUCAGCUCCAUGUACUAAGUUGCCUCUACCAUACAUACGUACAUAUGUAUGUAUAUGUAGAAAUGUGUUUAGUAAAUAAAGGCCGACUUUUGUAUCGAUGGUAUCGAUAAAAUAGAUAUAAUCGCGUUUGUACCGUAAUGCCGAUGUUUGAAUGUUUAUAACCAAGUUAUGGUUUGUAUGUGCAAAUAUUAUUGAUAAGAAAAUGGUAAAACUAUUGAGACUAAAUUUUUUAACAUUUUUACCAAAAUAAAUAGUACCAAUUAAGUAGUGAUUGAAAUUGGAAGCAGAUUUCUGUGAGUAAGCACCAAAUAAUGAUAACAAUAAGCGGAAAAAUAUUUGAACUAGCAAAAUAAUAUCUUCAAUAAAAAUACAGUAUUCGUUUGGAACAAAUGUUUGAUUCGGCGCAAAAAUGGCGCACGAACUUUUGCCAUCCGCUCGCCAAAGAGUUUCAAUUGAAAAAGUUCAGCUUGAAGCAUCAACCAAUCGAUGAUUUUGCCAAAUCACAAUGGCAGAAGGGUAGCCGCUCGUUGUGUUGGCUAAUCUAUCGCUGGCUCUUAGCAGCCUUUUUCACUGCCGUCGUAUGCGACACAAUGAUCAAUCUUUUCUAUGCCGGCAAAUGGUUUAUUUACCUGACCGCAUGGGGUUUCUUUCUCUGUAUGCUCACAAGUCUGUAUGGCGCUAUUAUAGUUAGCAUAUAUUAUUGGCGACCACAUGAUUUCGCUGCCCACCCGAUUGUGUUCAAAAUUUAUUGGGUUUCAUAUUGGACCACUUUGGUAUUGGCGACCGUCAUUACACUUGUCUACUGGAGCCUUCUUUAUCCAUAUGACAAGAGCGGAAUUUCGUUGACUUACAAUUUACUAGGACAUGCCAGCAAUUCCAUUCUGAUGGUGUUAGAUCAUAUGUUGGUUGCAUUUCCCACACGCAUACUCCACUUCGUGUAUCCCAUUGGAUUGGGCGUGAUUUAUGCCAUAUUUUCACUUAUCUAUUAUUUUGCCGGAGGCGUAGACACACACGGCGACCAUUAUAUAUAUACGAUUUUAGAUUGGGCCGAACCAGAGACGGCGGUAAUAACUAUUAUUAUUUGCUUUGCAUUACUUUCAAUUAUGUCAUUUCUACUCUUUGGGUUGUACAAACUGCGUUGCUUCAUUUACCGAAAGAUCAAUAAGUCCGUUUUAGUGCUUCAAGUUUGAUUUUAUAUUAAGUAUGAGCGUAUUGUAUACAUAAAAUAUUAGGUUGUCAAAUA